AUGACUGAUUGUAACAUAGUACCCUACAGUUGCAUGGCACCUAAGGCGUUCACCCCACUUGUUCCGCAGAGCAUACCACCUGUAGUAGUGUUGCAAUCUGUGACUAACUGUAUGUACAUUCCGGAGGUUGUAUUUUCCUACUAUUCCUCCAGGAAUUUGCCACCACUACAGGAGCUUUUAUCUGGCUCUCGUUGUCAUGGAAACGUAUACGGAAGUCAGGAAAAUCUACUGGGAGAUCAUGGCGUAGGAAAGACAUCGACAUGUAGACGCUUGCAAGGAAUGGAUUUUCGACAGGACGAACCUAGCACCACAGGAAUUGAAACAAAUAUCGUCAAAGCGAAAGUUAUUGAUGUUAACUGUAAGUGGCGGGAAGUAUCAAAUACACCACUAGAAGACUUUGAAAGUUCAGCAUCAUGGUGGGCAGUAUCACACGUGCGCAAACGUAAUUUUAAGGAAACUACAAAGCCCGGUAGCACGUCAGAAGGCCAUCCAAAACUGUCUGCAGUAAGCCUAAAGCUCACUGAAGAUAUAUUGUAUCAGACAAUGCAGAAUAUUCCCAUCGUAAUUACAUUUUUAUUCGGUGGGUUUACUUUCGGAUUUGGACUAGUUGUAUGGAUAAAUAUUCUUUGCUUGAUGUAUAUACUCGAUGUUCAUACUGCGUACCGCUUCGGUUGCGGUUACACUAUUGGAAUGUUACUGAUAGACAGUGCAGUGGGAAUAGAUUUGGGAGCCACUGAACUGACCAAAGCAGCCAUUGUCAUGACUUUGUGUAUACUAGUUGGCUUACUUGCUGGCGUUCUUAUGGGCUCAGGUGGUAGAACUGGAGUAUGCAUAGCAUUUUGUAUCAUGGUACAUCCAAAACAGAAAACAUUUACCAUUGAUACUGUUACAGAAAAACUUUUAUUUAUCUACAGCAAAGUAUAUUAUAAUUUGAUAAUUGGUAUCAUUGCAAUUAUUAGUAUAUUAAUGUUUAGGUAUAUUCCCUCUAAGGUAUUAUCAAUGAGUCGAAGGAACUGUGUACUUGUAUUAUUAAGUAUCAUUUCUUUCAUCACAGUCGUGGGCUUUCUUGUAGGACCGUAUGUCUUAAGCCUAUUUUAUACCUUUUCAUGUACUGCAGUACUUGUGAGUUUUAUAUCAGCUGGAGUUCUUUUAGGAAGAAAACUUGUUGCUUACGGCUAUAUCCCUCAAAUGUACAUUAUCAAGAAAGCUAUUGGUUUUGUAGCUGGUAUUUUUAUAGCCGCUUCGUGCGGGUGGGAACUAGCAGAUUUAAAAACUCUCAGCUUAGACAAAAACAGAUACUUCUUGGUCCCACGCUAUUCAUUCAGCUUAUUGCUUUCUAUAGCGCCAAUCAUUGCAUUUAUUGUCUACGAGUGGUUUGCAUACAUGAAAGUAAAAAAUACAACCUCCAUACCGAUAAAGCAUAUCCAAAAAUCAUUGGAAGCAGGUGUUCGUAAUGAACCCUAUUUGGACACUAGACUUAGCCUAUGGGACUUUGCCGGACAAGACAUAUACUAUAAUACUCACCAUCUUUUCAUGCCAAAGCAGGGUGUGUAUCUCAUUGUAUUUAACGCCGUUGAAGCGGCUGUGCAUCCUCGCAAACAGAUGAAUCGGCUACAAUUUUGGUUGCAAUCAGUUUCUAUGCAUGGAGAUAUUAAAAACGUUAUAGUGUUUCUUGUAGGAACAAGACGAGAAAGUGUUAUUGACAUAAAUGCUCUUUUGAAUUUCACUGAACUUGCAAAAGCACAUCUGUACAAACCUUUUUCUAGGUUACUUGCGUUUCAUCCUUCGGGUAACUUUUUCUUUUUUAUUGAAAAUUCGUUAUGUGUAGACCAAGAGCGUAACAUCUUACGAACAGUUAUUUAUAAAGAGAUUACAAAAUUGGAUUUUUUCAGGAGAAUCAUUCGGUAAAAUACCUUUUAUUCCAUGACACUUUGAACAAAUUUCGCUUACAAAAUUACAUUAUCGCAAGUUUAGUAGAGAUCUUAGAGGAAGUCAAAUCAACGUGCAAUAUCAUUUCUCAGAAUGAGUUGUGCGAAUUCUUAAACUUCUUUGACAGAUCUGGUGAUGUCAUAUACAAUGAACGUGAUGAGGCACUCCGACAUUACGUUAUCUGUGACCCUCAAAUGCUAAUAGACAUUCUGACAAUCUUAGUGAAUGUGCCUGAACCUCACCAAAGAAAUCGGACAGUAUCUGACUUAUGGCAGAAUUUGGAAGACACUGGCAUUGUUAACAGUAGACUACUGGAGCACAUUUGUAGACAGAAAAACAUUUGGCGACAUUACCCUUACAUCAUUCGUUUCUUAGUGGGAACACAUCUACUUUUCCCGCUUAAUGUUAUUGAUCCCGUUGACCAAGUCGGCACAUUUUUUCUGUCGUGUCGACUACCAGAGAAGAAUUUAAUAUCUACUAUACAGAACAGCGGUCAAGAAAUUUUUUAUUUCGACUUCGGUGAAAUUCUUCAAGAAUUUAUAUUUCUACGUCUCAUCGCUAAAUGUUGUGAGGUGUUUUACUGGGAUGAGAUCUUUUAUAAUUCAGCAAGUUUUAGGACAAGUAAAUCGUGUCUUUUCUUCAUCAGUACAGAGGUAAUUUCUGGAAACAUUAAUUCAUACGACAGAAAUCUUAUCAAAGUUGAAAUUAUAAGUGAAGACAAAACUCAGACUAUGUGCGUUCUACAGAAAAUGGUUCAUUUUAUUGAAGAAAUAAUAAAUCGGGAUUUCAACCUGGACUACUUUAGAAAACAGUAUAUUUAUGGGCCUGUGUGCGAGAGUUGUAGUUCCUUAGAUGGAACAAUGUGUUUGGUGAACCUCAUUACUCAUGGAAACGAUAUAUCUACACUGGAUGGCUAUAAACCAGAUAUUUACCAUACGGUCACAAUUGAUCUAAAGUUGAGUAUCACGUGCUGUCGAAUAAUAGACAACCGGAUCUGAGGUUAUUAUUUAGCUACAAAAAACGGCAAUAAAAAUUGCAAUGUCCAACAAACUCCUACACUAAGGCGACUUCAAGAUGGACCACAAUAGUAAAAAAAAUAGCAAUUUUCAAGAUAAUUUUAUAUGGAAUGGCUGUGAACGUACUGAAUCUGCCAUCUGAAACUUUUAGGCCCAAUCUUCCUUUAGUCUCCGGGAAUGUAUUUAUAAACGCAACCAGCUUCAACAUAGAUUCAUUACUAGGAAAACAUUGAAGAACCUUGACAACGCCACCAUCAAGUUAAAUGGAUAACUGUUAAUUUUCUGUCAACUUGAUUAAUAUAAAAUAUAAAAGGUACAGAUAUCCAUUACUAAAAGUUAUUGAAUCAUCAAGGCCUAUUACUAGAAUGAGAGUAUACCUAAUCUUGGGUUCUUUAAUCCUAACUCUAUAUUCGAGAACCAAUUUUGAAAGAGGCAGAACUUAAGGUAGACCUACUCUUUUGUUUCGUAUUGAUUCCACUAAACAGUCAAUCAAUGUUGAUCUUGAGCUUCUGUUUGGAGUCUGGGGUAGGCCUAUAUUGAUAUUGGGUCGUGAGUAUUGAAUGUUGGGUAAAAUGAAAAUGGUAAAAAGUUUGAGUAAGUGAUUGUUAAAAAAAACCUGUAGAAUAAGUACCAUACAACCAUGUAGUGAUCAUGCCAGGAAAAUAUGGAGAAUCAACUUUUUUAUUUUUUAUUCUUGCAAUUUUGCAUACAAAUGACAAAUCAAUAAAAGUAGACACAAUGAAACACGCAAAGAAUAAUAACAUUACAUACAUAAUAAUUAUAAAAACAAUGCAAAGUUGAAAACGUUAUAUAAAUUAAGAAAUUGUAAAUAGUAAAUACUGUAUACGUAAAAAAUACAUAUUUAGUCAGAAAACAUCUGAAACAAAUGAUAAAGAGAAACCAAAGGAGGGCGGCUCGUAUUGUAACAAACAAUUUUGAAUCUAUUAAUGUAAUAUCAUUCAGGCCUUGUCAUGGCAAACAUUCGAAUAAAGAAAAGCGUUUUCGUUGGCAUGAUUAAUUUCAGUGCAUCUAUGGUCUUACGCCACAGAGACCUGUUGAAAUGAUUAGUGAUAAACAUGAAUUCCUCAUUCAAAAUUGUAGGAGCCAAAAUGUAGAACAACUUGCCUGUAAAUCUAUAAUUACUAGUCAAUUAACUCCUUUAAAGCCAGGCACCGAAUGAAAAAAGGUUUGAUCAUGGAGGUUUUUCUGAAGACACAAAGAGCAUGUUUGACGAAAACUUGGUUGCUGAUAAUGAGAUACAGAUAUUUAAAUAUUUAAAAACUGUGGGGAAAAGGUGGAAAAGGGGUUUUUAAAUACCUCCCUAGUUUUUCGUCAAAUUAAGCUAUUUAUGUCUUCGAAGAAUCAGUUGUACAACACAUCAACAUUUUUUUCCAGAACCUGGCUUCAACACUAACUACAAAUGUAAUUUCUUUUCAAUUUUAUCUUUACAUUUUAUUGUAAAUAAAUUUUUGCUAACCUAAUUCUCAGGACCACUCUGCAAAACAGGUACAUUGCCAAUACCUGAUUUGGUCAUCCUGUUGUAAUAUAUAGGCUUACAAAUAUGUUGUAGGCCCUAUAUAUUGUUCAAAAGCGUGCAAUUCUUCGCUAUCGAAUGUCCAGUCCUGUAAGGCAGGGGCGCUGCUCAGUACAGCCUUAACAUCGGCACUGGUUCUAGCCGCUUCUCGCCCAGUGGUUGGACUGGUUGAAAGGGGUGGCACCAGCGGGGUGAGGAGGGGUGUUUUCCCACCCGUCAGACAGGUCUGUUCCCCCUGUCAUCCGACGAACGACUAGGUCGUCUGGCCAAAAAAUUAAAAAAACAAUAAUAAUUUGCCAAUUCAAAUAACGCUAUUUUUUUUCUUUCUUUUUUUGGCCAAUCCCAAAUAUUCUAAAAGCACAUUUUGGACCAAAUUAGGCCAUAAAAAAGCAUGAACCCUUACAGGGAUUUUUUUUAUUCCGGGCCGUCAACUUUUUUUGGACCCCUCCAUUGGACACGUCAAACCCCAUGUGGGCAAAUUUCUGACCCCACCGCUGCUGGUAGAACCAAGUCUUUUCGGAUGAGGACUUAAAAUAAAGGUCCAGUUCUAUCUCGUCUAUCUAGCUCUUGUGAACUUUAAAGAACCCAUUUCAUUUUUCGAAAGAGAAGGGGUUACCCCGAUGCUAUCGUUCAUUUUAGUCCCUGAUUUUGUAGAAUGAUGUGAACAUGUAGCUACUAUAAGCGUCUCUUUACGGCGGCUAGGUAGUCACAGACCACGCCUACGCAAUUCAGCACGACAACGCUGCGAAUUAUGGCCAUUCUCCUAUCUCUAUCUCACACAUACCGUACUGCUCCUUUAUAACUUUAAUUAUUUAAUUCUUAAGUAUAGGCCUACCGUACUCAAGGAUACUGUAGGCCUAUGUUUAUUUAUGUAUUAAGAUAUUGUUUCGGCAGUUCACUACGUAAUUUGUUUUUGCAAGUUACUUCAGUUCAUUGAUGCACAAGACAGAUUCAGCAGUUUUAUUUUCCCAAGGUUAUAAAUUCAGUCAAGUUAUAAUAUUUUAUUGGCCCUUCAAUAUGCAAUACAGUACCAAUAGUAUAGUAUGUAUACCAAUGCUGUUUUAAUUCCGAACGGUCAGGUGGUAAUCCACAAUGGCAAGGGCUGUGAGAUGGACGGAUCAGUACACUAGGGUAACCCCCUACUCGUCUCGAAAGAUGUACUGGGUUCUUUAUAGUGCACGUGCCAAAAGUGUACAUUGGGCCUACGGUUUAUAGUCCUUAUCCGAGAAGAAUUGUUCCACCUCCAGAAACAUAAGCGAGCGUGCCGUUCCAACCAGCACCGAUAUUAUGGCUGUAGGGUGGUGCGCCCCUGCUUUAACUGCUCGGCCAUUUGACUCGCCUGAAAAAAAUAAUAAAAACACUUUCAGUGACUGGAAGUGUUUCUCAUUUUUACGCUGUAAAAUUAUGGGUAAACUAUGUUUAGAUACAUUAAUUUCUAUGUGAAAAAUUGAUAAUUUGUAUGUUAUUUACGGGGCGCCAAACGACACACUACCUGU
This is a messenger RNA of Anneissia japonica, 5975 nucleotides long. RefSeq lists its product as uncharacterized. The coding region runs from base 1 to 1908 and encodes 635 amino acids. Lineage: Eukaryota; Metazoa; Echinodermata; Crinoidea; Comatulida; Comatulidae. The record is from RefSeq and is a predicted model, not a curated record. The transcript has 4 exons.